Molecule: messenger RNA, 3326 nt
Organism: Porites evermanni
Lineage: Eukaryota; Metazoa; Cnidaria; Anthozoa; Scleractinia; Poritidae
Source: the annotation of a GenBank genome assembly
AUGAAGAGGGAUGGCAUUGCCCCCUGGACAACAUUAAUUCAAUCAGAAAACAAGAUCAGCAAGAAUAGUCAGCUGGAAGGCAAGGUAAACAAGAAUAUUUUAUAGUGAAGUGGAACCUUGUUUUAAUGAACCUCUAUAUAACGAAGUCCUUGGUAUAACAAGCAAAUUAUAUUCCUGGCCGAAGUAUUUGUAAAACAUAUGAAAAGAACCUUGAUAUAGUGAAACCUUCUCAUGGCAAAUAUUUUUAUUGUCCAUUGCUUAGCCCUUCAUUACACCUGAGGUUCCACUGUAACACAGCUUAAAUAGUGUACAUGUACCAUGUGUCAUGUAGUCCCUUAAACACAUUCACAUUAGGUACUUUUCUUUUUCUUAUUGUCCUUUCAACAAUAAUAUGUUCUCCAAUUCUAGUAGCAUGCUGUUGGCAUAAAUAUAUUUUUAGUCAGUUAGUCACUUAUUAGAAAAUCAAAUGGGUAGUCAGUCACUUAUGCAGUGUGUAUGUUGUAGUUCAAUUUUUUUUAGUUCGAAAUUUUUAAAGUGGUUUGAUUAUUGAUUUGUAUACCUGAAUAGGUUUUUUUCAAAUGUGUGACUUUUUCAUUUUACUCAGAUUGAGUAGCUCUCAUUUUACUGAUUAGGUUUAAGCCCUCAUUUAACUGAUUUAAGGUGAUUUCCUAGUAAAAGAACCUAACAUAGAUUGUAGAUGAAACUUGGUACCCUGAUGUAACAAGUCAAGAAGAUGAUAAAAAGGUAAUAAAAAGUGGGGGUCACCGUGCUGGUUUUGACGUCACAAUGCUGACAAAUACGGCUAUUUUGGACCCUUUGACAAAAACCGCCUGCAGCCCAAAACUAGACAAAAAGGAAAGAUUUUUUCAAUGAUGCAUGUAGUAUCGCACAGAAUUUGACUUUAAUGUAUUGUUUAUCCAAUUACAUACCAGAACAAUGCCUUUUAAUGCCCUUGUUUUUACUUUAUGCUCCAAAGUAGAAUUAAAUUGGACAUGCGCUAUUCGACACAUGUUAGCUCAAUCCGUACAAUUUAGUAAAAUUGCCGAAAAACUGAACAUAGAUUUCUGCCAAUUUUUUUCUCACUGAAAGGAAGCACUGUCCUUAUUAAAAUCAUGAAAUAAAAAAUGGGGAUCACUGUACUCGUUUUUUGCGGUAGAGCUGCAGAAAGUGCGUACCAAAUGCAUUUUCCUUGAUUUUUGAGAGAGGACUGGGGCGUGUUUCAAAACAGAAUGUAUGUGAAAGGGGGAAGAAAGUAUUAAAAAAUCUGUUUUAACAAAAUUUACAUUGAGAUACCACAUUUAGGACACAAUGUGAUAAAGAAAGCAUUUAAAUGAAAAUCAAAGUGAAUAAGCACAAAUUAAACAUGCACUAUCGAGGUUCUCUGUGAGGAAGUCGAACCCAGCAACACGCGUACUGCUUACGUUAUACACAUUUCCACCACAUUGAGUCUCACCUCGGCAAGAAACAACCGCAAGCAAAAAUUGCAAUAGCGUUUCUCUUUGGUCAGCUUCAUAUUAAUAAUGUUACUUCACAUGCUCUAUUUUACGGAGGCCAUCUUGUUAUGCGCAGUAAGAGAUGCGCAGUGCAAAACCAGGGAAUCACCUUAAAAUAUUUUCCGGUGAAAAUAAUUAAUACAAAAUGAUGUUGUUAAAAUGUAUCCUUGUGUGACAGAAAUUGCAAACAAUAUUAAAGGAAGGUAUUGUCCUAAAAAUUUUCUACUUUGUUACACAAAAGAAUAUUUCAGAAGGCUUUUAUGGUAAAAAUACUUAAAAAUACUUGAAGUCCCUGCUGUCAUCAGGGUGAACAGUGUUCUUGAAUUAGAUAAUGUGUUGCCAGAGGAAAUAAAUAAUAUUAUAAUUUUCAGCCAUUAGACUUUUGCAGAGAACAUCAUGCAAUGUUGAAGUUAUGAUAUCAUAGGCCUUGUGUAGUAUAUAGUGUGUCAAACUCUGUGUUCACUGCAGUGACUGACAAGCAUUUGACCACAUCUUUAAUCUUUAAUCUUGAAUUAUCAUAAUUAUUGCCUAUAUCAAGCUAAUCAGCAAUGGACGGUCAGUUAUGUACACGGAUACUCAUAAUAUUGACAGCAACGGUAAAAAUACAGAAAAUUUAAUACUCACACUCACAAAAUCUCACACCUGACAAAAAAUAGCAAGUCAAUUACAUAUGUACAGUUGUAACUCUUUAGUGAACCAACUACACAUAUGCUCAACAUAUAAUGAAAAGAUCAUCAGUAAGGUAAACUUGCUACAAAUACUUGAGUGAAAUGCAGUAACAGAGUCAGCAUUAACUAAACAUAAGUAGGGGACAAAGCAUUUCAAACUGUAACAAUUCUGUUUUGAUCAUGAAAAAUAUUGUCAAAUCGGGCAUACUUCUACGUGUCAUCUCAAGUUUGAUAUCAUGGUAUUAAUACUACUGAUAUCUUUCUGUGUAAGGAGACCAGGCGGUGGAGCCAUAUUCACACACUGGACAGACCAGGGCCAAAUAGGCUUGUUCCUUGACAACAGGGCUACAAGAUGCCAAUGUCCUUUUGUGUACACCUAGAAUCUUGUUUGAUUUCUUUUCACCUCUACCGUCUGCUUUGAGCAGUUAAGGGAGCUGGCAAUGUAAAUCUCUAAAUUCUCGAAUGUGACUCUCUCCAAGAAUAAGGACUGUAACAAAGUGUGUUCAAGUACAUGUACAGACUGUAUGGUGAUGGCUGAUGCUGAAGGGUAAUGGACAUGGCGUUGCAUUUGCUACGGGAAACGUUCUUUUGCCACAUGGCCACCCAUUGCUCAAGCUGAAAUAGGUUUCGCUGAACCGUGUCAUGGUCAGCCGAGGACUCAAUUAUUGUGGUGUAAAGCACAUGGAUUUCCCCCGGCUGCUAAGAGCGUGGCCCCCAGCUACUUUCAUGGGAAAAUAGAUGAAAAAUAGAACCAUAAGAAAUUCCUAGCUGUUUGAUUCCCCUCCUACUCAUUUACCCGGCAACUUGAAAUUGUAGCAACAGCCCUUCACACAGUCAUCUGCAAAUAGUUUAACCUUUGAUGAUACAACAGAGGGUACAAUGUCAAUCAUUGAUACAGUAGAAGAAACAUAAUUAGCCCCAGAACUGUGCCCUGGGGUAUACCAAAUAGAAUAGUUGACUAAUUAGAUGAUGAACCAUUCACCACUACACAUUGUGUUCUACCAUUUUGAAAAAUCUGAAGCUAGUUAUUUAGUUUCCCGGAAAUGCCAUAAAAUAUGGCUUUAAGGAGCAGCUUUUGGUGAGGAACAGUGUCGAAGGCCUUUGUGAAAUCAAGGAAGAUCAUGUUGACUUGACCACAGAUUUAAGAAUGCUUGCUCUCUCAUGA